UUGAAAUAUCUCCCUGCUUCCCAGUGUUUGCACUCUCUGUACCCUCCCCCUUUCUCAGAAUCAGUGCCCCACGUACAACUCCAUCUGAAUCCGAAGCGCCUAGACGGGGAGGGCUUGGCCUCCCCCUCCAUCCCUCCCUCCCGUCCUCCAACCCGGCCCCUCCCGAAAGGGUUGGGCUGUGGACUGGUCUCCGGCACUGUGGGAGAGGCAGCUCCCUGACGGCUGACCUGGGAACACCUGGGUUCGGCACGUUCUGGACACGGAGGGGUGACCCUUCCCCUUCUAUACCCCUUCUCUCCCAGCCCUGGCAUGCUGGCUGCCGCCCUCCAUCUCCCUGGGGCAGGGCCAGUCUGCCAUCUCCAUCGAGUGGCCCCUUGCAGUCCCUCUGCCGGUCCCACCCCUCUGCCCCCAAGGAGAAACUGUGCCGAAGGGUGAGGCUCCCGGCCAAGCUGGGGAGGCCGAGUGGGUGGAUGGGCGGGCCUCACCUCGCCGAGUGCCCUCCGGGUCAACCAGCCUCUCUGCCCGUGGGCCCAGAGAGAUAACAAGAGCCCUUCGACCCGCACCUCCAACGCGGCCCCUACGCACUGACCUCUCCCCCACUGACCUCUCCCUGUCCCUCACUCAGCCGAUCGAUGGUAUUUAUCGAGUGCCGACGGUAUAUGACGCCAGAGACUCUUCUGGGUGCUUGGGAGAGGACAACAGAGGCAGAAGACGGGACAAGCCCUCGGCGUCCUCACGCUCACGCAGCCAGCGGGCUGUGAGCGGGCAGACGGAAAAGCGGCUCGGUGGGGCUGACAGGUGCACGGGUAGUUGGGCUCGCGGAUCGGCACAGGCCGCGUGUUCCUGAAACAUGGCGGAAGCUCACCAGGCUGUCGCCUUCCAGUUCACGGUCACUCCGGAUGGCAUCGACCUGCGACUCAGUCAUGAAGCUCUGAAACAGAUCUACCUCUCUGGCCUCCACUCGUGGAAGAAGAAGUUCAUCCGAUUCAAGAAUGGAAUCAUCACGGGCGUGUAUCCUGCCAGCCCCACCAGCUGGCUCGUCGUGGUGGUGGGCGUCAUGUCCACCACGUAUGCUCAAGUCGACCCCUCGCUGGGCUUGAUCGCAAGAAUCAAUCGGACGCUCGACACAACUGGGUGCCUGUCCAGCAAGACACGGAGCAUUGUGAGCGGCGUCCUGUUUGGCACUGGACUGUGGGUGACCCUGAUGCUAACCAUGCGCUACUCCCUGAAGAUGCUGCUCUCCUACCACGGCUGGAUUUUCUCGGAGUAUGGAAAACUGUCCAAGGCCACCAAGGUUUGGAUGGGGAUGGUCAAGCUUUUCUCGGGCCGGAAGCCCAUGCUCUACAGCUUCCAGACCUCUCUGCCCCGCCUGCCUGUCCCCGCUGUGAAGGACACUGUGAACAGGUACCUGGAAUCCGUUCAGCCACUUAUGAAUGAAGAAAAUUUCAAAAGAAUGGACAGCCUUGCCAAAGAUUUUGCAAUCAAUCUGGGACCCAAGCUGCAGUGGUAUCUGAAGCUGAAGUCUUGGUGGGCCACCAAUUAUGUCAGUGACUGGUGGGAAGAAUACAUCUACCUCCGGGGGCGCGGACCCAUUAUGGUCAAUAGCAACUACUUUGCCAUGGACUUGCUGUAUGUCAUCCCGACACACCUGCAGGCUGCCAGGGCUGGCAACGCCAUCCACGCCAUCCUGCUCUACCGGAAGAAGCUGGACCGCGAGGAAAUCAAGCCCAUUCUUCUGUUGGGAUCCACCGUCCCGCUCUGCUCAGCGCAAUGGGAGAGGAUGUUCAACACAUCCCGGAUUCCAGGAGAGGAGACAGAUGUGAUCCAGCACGUGAAGGACAGCAAACAUAUUGUGGUGUACCAUAGGGGGAGAUACUUCAAAGUGGGGCUCUACCACGAUGGGAGACUGUUGAAACCCCGAGAAAUUGAGCAGCAGAUGGAGAGAAUACUAGAUGACCCUUCUGAGCCUCAGCCUGGAGAAGAGAAAUUAGCCGCCCUUACAGCUGGGGAAAGAGUGCCCUGGGCGAGGGCCCGUCAGACGUAUUUUGGACGAGGAAAGAACAAGCUGUCCCUUGACGCGGUGGAAAAAGCGGCGUUCUUUGUGACUCUGGAUGAUACAGAGCAGGGAUACAAGAAAGCGGACCCCGUGACGUCAUUGGACAGCUACGCCAAAUCCCUCCUGCACGGGAAAUGUUACGACAGGUGGUUUGACAAAACAUUCACGUUUGUUGUUUUCAAGAAUGGCAAAAUGGGCCUGAACUCGGAACACGCUUGGGCCGACGCCCCAAUCGUCGGGCACCUGUGGGAGUACGUUAUGGCCGCCGAUUGCUUCGACCUGAGCUAUGCCGAAGACGGGCACUGUAAAGGGGACAUCAACCCCAACGUCCCGAGUCCCACCAGGCUCCAGUGGGAGAUCCCUGAGGAGUGUCAAGAAGUCAUCGAGAAGUCCCUGAACUUGGCAUCCACCUUGGCCAAUGAUGUGGAUUUCCACUCCUUCCCCUUCGACGAGUUCGGGAAGGGGCUGAUUAAGAAGAGCCGGACCAGCCCCGACGCCUUUGUGCAGCUCGCCCUCCAGCUGGCUCAUUACAGGGACAUGGGCAAGUUCUGCCUGACGUACGAAGCCUCGAUGACGCGGCUCUUCAGGGAAGGCCGGACAGAAACCGUGCGGUCUUGCACCACCGAGUCCUGCGCCUUCGUGCUGUCCAUGGCGGACCCGACCCUGACGGUGGAAAAGAAGCUGAAGCUUUUCAAGCUCGCAGCGGACAAGCACCAGCUGUCCUAUCGCCUGGCUAUGACGGGGGCCGGCAUCGACCGCCAUCUCUUCUGCCUCUACGUGGUCUCCAAGUACCUGGCCGUGGAGUCUCCUUUUCUGAAGGAAGUUCUGUCUGAGCCGUGGAGGCUGUCGACGAGCCAGACGCCCCAGCAGCAGGUGGAUCUGUUUGAUCUGGAGAGAUGCCCCGAGUAUGUGUCCAGUGGCGGGGGCUUCGGACCCGUGGCCGAUGAUGGCUAUGGGGUGUCAUACAUCAUCGUGGGAGAGAAGCUUAUCAACUUCCACGUCUCGUCCAAGUUCUCCAGCCCUGAGACGGAUUCUCAUCGAUUUGGAGAACACAUCAAACAAGCAAUGGUCGACAUCGUCACUCUUUUCGGCCUCAGUCCAAACGCCAAAAAGUAAUUCGGGGAGUCCGGGGGCCACGGAGGCCCGGGACGGGAACUCUUCUGAUAAACCCAAACAAAGAUGGCUGUCUGAUUGCUCCGUCCCUCCCUCCCUCCUUCCCUUUCUCCCUUCCACCCGCCCCUCACCGAGAGUCAGACCUUCUUUUUGGGGGGCUUUGAUCAGAAGGAUUCCAUUUCCACAGAGGAUCCGUCAUCCCGUUUUAGAGCGCACAGUACAAUAGCCACGUGUGAAAGUGUGCAGUUUUGCAUUUUCUAGGUCUGUCUUAAUUUCAUGACUUUCUGAUCAUUUUUAUGCUAAAAUCACUGAGUCUGCUUGUAUUUAAUAAAUGAAGGGAUCAUGACUAGUAUUCCAUUUAA
Tachyglossus aculeatus (Australian echidna) is the source of this 3531-nucleotide messenger RNA. RefSeq names its product carnitine palmitoyltransferase 1A (gene CPT1A). The coding region runs from base 851 to 3172 and encodes 773 amino acids. Gene Ontology annotation, cellular component: mitochondrion. The record is from RefSeq and is a predicted model, not a curated record. The transcript is spliced from 19 exons. NCBI's taxonomy places the organism in Eukaryota, Metazoa, Chordata, Mammalia, Monotremata, Tachyglossidae. Gene Ontology annotation, biological process: carnitine metabolic process; fatty acid metabolic process. Gene Ontology annotation, molecular function: carnitine O-palmitoyltransferase activity.